AUGGGUGGAGUUUACUUAUCUAGUCCUAAUAAAAGUAAAGCUACAAUUGUUGAUGAAAGUAAAACCUUUAUUUAUGCAGCUUCAGGAAUGCAGGGUAUAAUCAUAUCUUAUAAUAACAUAGGAUGGAGAAGAUCAAUGGAAGAUGCUCACAUUCAUGUAUGUGAUUUAGUGCCAGAUGUUUCUGUAUUUGGUAUAUUUGAUGGACAUGGGGGUAAGGAGAUUGCCAUUUUUGUGGAAAGGCACUUUAUUGAAGAACUUUAAAGGAAUAAAAAUUUUAAAGAUCAAAAGUUUCAGGAGGCCUUGUAAGAGACAUUCUUAAAAAUGGAUGAGUUAAUACUUACACCAGAAGGCUAAAAAGAAAUUAAUUAAAUCAAAGGUGGAGAUGAAGAAGGUAAUUAUUAAUUAAUAAUAAUUUAAAAGUUAGUACUGCUGGGUGUACAGCUAAUGUUGCUCUCUUUCAUAAGAAUAUACUCUAUGUUGCUAAUACAGGUGAUUCCAGAUCUGUAUUAUGUCGAAAUAAUACUAAUUAUGAUAUGAGUCAUGAUCAUAAGCCUGAUAAUUACUUAGAGAAAUAAAGGAUUGAAAAAGCAAGAGGAUUUGUAUCUGAUGGAAGAAUUAAUGGUAUAUAUAUUUAAUAUUUAUAGGAAGCCUAAAUCUCUCACGUGCAUUAGGAGAUUUAGAAUAUAAGAAAGACAUUAGAUUAAAAUUGAAUGAACAAUUAUUAAUUGCUCAUCCAGAUAUCGAGAAAGUGGAAUUAACAUUAAAUGACUAGUAUUAAUUAUCUUAUUUUUAGAUUUCUAUUGAUGGGAUGUGAUGGUAUAUUUGAAACUCUUAGUCAUUAAGAUUUAAUCAAAUUUAUAAAUUAAAAACUUGAUGAUCAACCAGUUACUCCAUAUAUAUUAGGGAAAGUUGCUGAAGAUAUAUUAGAUCAUUUAAUAGCUCCAGAUAUAUCAAGUAUUUAUAAAUAUUAAAUAAUUAUAGCUGGAAUUGGUUGUGAUAAUAUGACAACCAUAAUCAUUUAUCUUAAAGGAAGAUGAAUAUUAUAAUCACAC
Molecule: messenger RNA, 1052 nt
Organism: Paramecium primaurelia
Lineage: Eukaryota; Ciliophora; Oligohymenophorea; Peniculida; Parameciidae
Source: the annotation of a GenBank genome assembly